This is a messenger RNA of Physeter macrocephalus (sperm whale), 1569 nucleotides long. RefSeq names its product follicle-stimulating hormone receptor-like. Gene Ontology annotation, cellular component: plasma membrane. Gene Ontology annotation, biological process: adenylate cyclase-activating G protein-coupled receptor signaling pathway; follicle-stimulating hormone signaling pathway; activation of adenylate cyclase activity. The record is from RefSeq and is a predicted model, not a curated record. The transcript has 3 exons. The coding region runs from base 1 to 1569 and encodes 522 amino acids. NCBI's taxonomy places the organism in Eukaryota, Metazoa, Chordata, Mammalia, Artiodactyla, Physeteridae. Gene Ontology annotation, molecular function: follicle-stimulating hormone receptor activity; G protein-coupled peptide receptor activity.
AUGUCUUACCAGCCUCUCUGGCUGCUAACCUGGGACUCUAAGGCCUAUCCCAUCCCCUACUUCUGCAACCUGAUGCGCCAACCCCCGCUAAACCCUGGCCUGAGAGCUGCUUGUUUAGUGUGUGCAGAGGACCAGCCCACGCUGGUGCUAGAUAUUUCAAGAACCAGGAUCCAUUCCCUGCCUAGCUAUGGCUUAGGAAAUCUUAAGAAGCUGCGGGCCAAGUCAACUUACAACUUAAAAAAGCUCCCCAGUCUGGAAGCUUUUGUCACACUCGUGGAGGCCAGCCUCACCUACCCCAGCCACUGCUGCAUCUUUGCCAACUGGAGGCGGCAGAUCUCUGACCUUCAUCCAAUUUGCAACAAAUCUAUUUUAAGGCAAGAAGUUGAUGAUAUGACUCAGGCUAGGGGUCAGAGAGUCUCUUUGGCAGAAGACGAUGAGUCCAGCUAUGCCAAAGGAUUUGACAUGAUGUACAGUGAAUUUGACUAUGACCUAUGCAAUGGAGCGGUUGACGUGACUUGCUCCCCCGAGCCAGAUGCAUUCAAUCCAUGUGAAGAUAUCAUGGGGUAUGAUAUUCUCAGAGUCUUGAUAUGGUUCAUCAGCAUCCUGGCCGUCACUGGGAACAUCCUAGUGCUAAUGAUCCUGAUGACCAGCCAAUACAAACUCACAGUCCCCCGGUUCCUUAUGUGCAAUUUGGCCUUUGCCGACCUCUGCAUUGGAAUCUACCUGCUGCUCAUAGCAUCAGUUGAUAUCCACACCAAAAGCCAGUACCACAACUACGCCAUUGACUGGCAAACUGGAGCAGGCUGUGAUGCUGCCGGCUUUUUCACUGUCUUUGCCAGUGAGCUCUCAGUCUACACUCUGACAGCCAUCACACUGGAAAGAUGGCACACCAUCACCCAUGCCAUGCAGCUAGGACGCAAAGUACAGCUCCGCCAUGCUACCAGCAUCAUGCUGGUGGGCUGGAUCUUUGCUUUUGCAGUCGCCCUCUUUCCCAUCUUUGGCAUCAGCAGCUACAUGAAGGUGAGCGUCUGCCUGCCUAUGGAUGUUGACAGCCCCUGGUCGCAACUGUAUGUUAUGUCCCUCCUUGUGCUCAAUGUCCUGGCCUUUGCGGUCAUCUGUGGCUGCUACACUCACAUCUACCUCACGGUGAGAAACCCCAACAUCACGUCCUCCUCUAGUGACACCAAGAUCGCCAAGCGUAUGGCCAUGCUCAUCUUCACUGACUUCCUCUGCAUGGCGCCCAUCUCCUUCUUUGCCAUCUCUGCCUCCCUCAAGGUGCCCCUCAUCACUGUGUCCAAGUCAAAGAUCCUCCUGGUCCUGUUCUACCCCAUCAACUCCUGUGCCAACCCCUUCCUCUACGCUAUCUUCACCAAGAACUUCCGCAGGGAUUUCUUCAUUCUGCUGAGCAAGUUUGGCUGCUAUGAAAUGCAAGCCCAGACCUACAGGACAGAAACCUCAUCCACUGCUCACAACUUUCAUCCAAGGAAUGGCCACUGCCCUCCAGCUCCCAGGGUUACCGAUGGUUCCAAUUACACUCUUAUCCCCCUAAGCCAUUUAGCCCAGAACUAA